AUGGGCGAUGAUAUCAGUGCUGACCGUGGUUUUGGUCGUGACCUGGAUUCUAUUCUUAUGAGUGAGAUGUAUGAGUUUAUUUUGAUUUCUCAUCCUCCUGAGGUCAAGAGUCUGAAUCCGUUCUCGCAUUUGUUACCGUACAAGUUACAGCAUGCCUUUUCUCUGGCUGAUUUCGGUUAUACUACCGAGGUACAAAAAUUACUGGAACCUAUUAGCAAGGCCACUUGUAAGGAGAUGCCUAAGUUUGGUGAAGUGCUGGACAGUUUGAUGCACAGGGUAUCUGCUCUGGAUGGUGCCAGUAGUGGCAGUUCGGGUUGGUUCGGUGGAAAGCUUGCAAGACCCAAGUUUGACAAGAUCAUGAUGCAGUCGUUCAACAAGUUUGUUGCUGGAGAUGAUGACACUCCCGUGAGCACAAACGAGACUGCUCAAGAAGGUGGUAUUUUCAAGCGUUUGGCUAGUACUCCUGCAAAUGUUACCAGUAGUGCACCUGGAUCUAGUCUCGAGACAAGCCCUAAUUACUUUAACCAGCAGCCAUAUGCUGCCAGUCAGCGCCAAGCUUCACAGCCUGCUAUUCAUCAACCAAAUGAGUAUGCUCCUAUUCCAAGAACACAUUCUCUGCAGUCAGUUGGUCCUAGUGGUAAUGGCACUAUCUCAAAUGAGUACUUGAACCGUGUUCAAUCACACGCGAAUGUUCCUUUGAUGUCUUCGGCUUACGCUCCUCAUGCUCCACAUGCUCCUCUUGGAUCACAGGCUCCUCUUCAACCUUUGUUACCAGCCAAUGGAGUCCACGACAUUACAUCCCGCUCAGCUGCCACAUCGCCUAAUUUCGGACUUCGUAAAGCAUCUGCUGCUCUUAGUUCAGAUACCUAUGCUAUAGAUAGUCGACCUACCUCACCAGCAGCUGCUUCUGUUGGCACUGGCCCAUAUUCUCGUCGCUCGUCGAAUGCUGUAUCUGAUGAGCCAGUUAACAGCGUCUAUGCUCCACCCUCAAGGACCGGUAGCAGCCAAAGUGCUCGUCCAGUUUCUCGUCCAUUUACCCCUGAGGCUCCUGUAUUACCACCACCAACUAAACCUGUUGAUGCCUCACCCGUUUAUAAUAAGCGGGAAACUCCUCAAGUAUCGCCCAAGUCUAAUAAGACUCUGAACUCGUCUCCAUCCAAAUCUGUUCAUAACCCGUAUGCUGUUCAACCAAGUUCAGGAUCAAGUGGCUCUGUUUCAAAUCCUUACAACCCAUAUGCUCCUCAGACUAGCCAACCAAAACUAGCUAUAUCGAGAAAGCAUGUUUCGUCGCCUUACGAAGCUCCUGCUAAGGCUAUCGACUCCUUAGAAGAAAGCAAAUCGGAAGAACAAGAAGAGCCUGUAGCUACUGCUUCAUAUGGUUACAACCCUUAUGGAGCCAUUUAUGGUGGCGAAGAUGUACCAGCCACCGCUGGGGUGGCACCUUCUGAACAAGAGGGUGAUGCCAAAGAUCAGACAGCUGAUGAAGCAAGAGACGAGAGAGAUGAAACCAGGAGAGAGGAUGAGAUUCUAGAAGAGGAAAAUGGCCGGGAAGAAGAUCUUUAUUCCAGCUACGAGCCUCCAAGUUAUGGGUUCCAAGCUGAGCCUAUUGCCGAGGAUAAUUUUGUCGACCCAGAAGCUUCUGAUAGCUAUUAUACACCAGCAGUAGCCGCUCCUGCAUUCUCAGCUCCAACAUUCAGUGCUCCUGGCACUUCGUAUCGAGCACCACCAACAGCCAUUCCCGAAGAAGAUGAAGAAGACGAAGACCUCGGUUUUGCGAAUGCAAAGAAAAAGUCAGAGUCGGAAGAUUCUAAGGAGAAAGAAGAUGAGAGAGAUGAAGAGGACGAGAAAUCAGAUUCCAAGACAAAAGGAAAAGAAACUUCAUCCGAUGGUAAAAAGGGCUGGUUUAGUGGAUGGUUCAAGAAAGGUGAGGAUGAUGGCCAACCAAAGGCAGUUCGAGCCAAGCUUGGCGAAGAGUCGUCGUUUUAUUAUGACCAAGAACUCAAGAGAUGGGUUAAUAAGAAAGCGCCUUUGGAUAACGCAAAACCUGCUGCGCCAGCACCUCCACCAAAGUCAUCCAAACCAUCUGCUGCUUCAACACCGGGUAUUCCUUCUCCUUCUACUGUAGCCACUCCAAGCCCUGUUGCUACUCCUCCAAUAGGUGGUGAAAGGGCGGCAUCGGCACCAGUCAGAGCACCACCAGGAAUGCCAGGUCCUAGCUCUUUAUCAGGUGGUCCCUCGCUUUCAGCGUCGACUUCAAGCUCUGAUCUCCGAAAGCCUUCUCCUUCCUCCGGAGGUGGUUUAGACGACCUCCUUGCCAGCGUUCCUACUACUCGUAAACCAGCAAAGAGAAGUGCUCGAAAUCGUUAUGUUGACAUUAUGGCUCAAAAGUAA
Messenger RNA from Sugiyamaella lignohabitans, 2391 nucleotides. RefSeq names its product Sec16p (gene SEC16). The transcript has a single exon. Gene Ontology annotation, biological process: COPII vesicle coat assembly; autophagy; Golgi organization. Gene Ontology annotation, cellular component: ER to Golgi transport vesicle membrane; endoplasmic reticulum exit site. The record is from RefSeq and is a predicted model, not a curated record. Lineage: Eukaryota; Fungi; Ascomycota; Dipodascomycetes; Dipodascales; Trichomonascaceae. Bases 1 to 2391 code for a protein of 796 amino acids.